Thunnus maccoyii (southern bluefin tuna) is the source of this 3507-nucleotide messenger RNA. RefSeq names its product glycerol-3-phosphate acyltransferase 2, mitochondrial (gene gpat2). The record is from RefSeq and is a predicted model, not a curated record. The coding region runs from base 594 to 3041 and encodes 815 amino acids. The transcript is spliced from 28 exons. Gene Ontology annotation, cellular component: mitochondrial membrane. NCBI's taxonomy places the organism in Eukaryota, Metazoa, Chordata, Actinopteri, Scombriformes, Scombridae.
CUUCCGGUCGCCAUCUUUCUUUAGACUCGGAGUCGCUGCGUUGGAAACACACCUUUUCAUUUUGAAGCGGGCGGUAAUUUCAUCCAAAUGGACAGACUGUGGAUGAAGUACCUUCAAAACUGCAACAGUGCUGAAUGUCCAGCCACCAGUCGUCUUGCUGCUGCUUCAAAAUAAGUUAAAGCAACUGGCAUUCCAGGCACGGAUCCUCUCAUCCAUGCAUGGUUUCUCCCAGGAAAUUGUUUUGGACUCGAAGACUCUAUUGGGUUAAACUUGUGUCCAACUGGUGAUUAACAAGCUAACUUCUGUCUGGUGUCUGAACUGCAGUGGUAAUCGUAUGAGUCCACUCACUUGACUUCCUCUCCCUGGAUGACAACCAGGACAGGGGACCUCCCGUUUCUCUAGUAGUCCACCACAAGCUCAUUGGUUUUGCUGAUAUUGAGAUUCAGGUGUGUGAAAGCGUGAUUUACCAGGCUGACCUGUGAUCAUUCAGAACGCCAUAACCUGGGUCGGGAGACCUGUCCGGCAUUUUUUAAGGUACCGCUGGUAGAGGGAGAGUCAGGGCUGCUGUCUCAGACUGGCGCCGGCAGACACAGAUGCGUUCCACACUCUUUGCUUUGGUAGGUCUUUGGGAAGAAGUCUGCAGGGGGCUCAACAUGGUGCAGGAGAAGAAUGAUGGGAUAAACAAAGACAUGGUUCUUCCACCCAUUCAACAGAACAGACCUGCUCUCUCAUGGGAAUUAAAGAUCAAGAAAAAGCUGAAGACUGUGUCUCCCUGUCUGGGAAAGUUCAGACCACUUGUGGGCCAGUGCUGCCACCAGUGCACCCCAGACAGCCUGCGUAAGAAGCUCGGACAAAGCUCCUCCCUCGGUUUCCACAACCUUCUGAGUGUCAACGAGACGCACACUAGGUAUCGAGGCUGGCUAGUGCGGAGGGUGUGCUGUGCGCUGUUUGUGAGUGGGUGCAAGGUUUAUCCGAGUCCUGUUCGCAGCAGACUGGAGAGAGUCUGUCAGAGCAACAGGGUGAGGGAGGCUCUCACAGCAGAGCAUAAAGCACCUGAGGGGGGAGACAGCCAAGGGCAGCUCAACCGCCUCUCCACAUUCCUCCCCCUCAUUAACACCUGCAUCUCCCCUGGACUUUUACGAUUCGUGGGCUGGUUGAUGCUGAAGAUGUUCUCUUCCAUAUUUGGCAGUAUUCAAGUUAACCUCAACCAUCUGCCGCCUUUGCACAGAGCCUCACAAGAGGGAUCUCUGCUGGUCUAUGUGUAUGUCCGUCAGACCAUCAUGGACGGUGCUCUCAUCCCUCUGGUUCUCUUCUGUCACAACCUGAGAGUCCCAUACACUGUCUGUCCACUCCGGAUUAACAGCUCUUUCCUAAGAUCAGUCCUGCAGAAGGUAGGCGUCAUCCUCCUGCCAGCAUAUGCGACGACUGAGCAGGAUGCAGAGAUGGAUGGUCUGUACUCACCUGUCAUGACAUCUCUGGUACAUGAGCUGCUACAGGAGGGCCAGGCGAUAAGUGUUGGUGUGUCAGCAGAGUCUGGCCGAGGUGGCCAGUGGCUGGCUUGCAUCAGACAGCUCAUCAAAGAGGGCUCCUUCCCUGAUGUCAGUCUGGUCCCUGUGGGCAUCUCAUACGACUGCGUGCCCCGGAGCGACACACAGGUUGGCUUAAGUUCUGUACUGCGGUGGCUGUGGUCACUUCUCUGGAGGAGACCAGGAGGAAGUGUGAGAAUCCACCUCGCCCAGCCCUUUUCUCUCAAGGAGAUGUGCGAGUCAGGGAGGUGCAGAGUAGAUGAAUGGCUCCCUCUACAGGACCUGUUGCUGCCUGUUAUCCUCAACAACAGAACUGACAGCGUGUUUGGGCAGAGGAGGAUGUCGUGGCUCCUGCCUCCUCAUAAUGCAUCUGAACAAACUCAUCCAGAGAGAGACCUCAGCGUUGCCAUCAUCCUCCACCUCAUCUUCUCUGCCUCCUCCUGCAUGGCCGUGAUGUCCACCAGUCUCCUGUCAAGUCUUUUACUGUACAGACACCGCAAGGGUGUUAGUACAUCUGUUCUGUGUCGUGAUGUGGCCUGGCUCACGGAUGAACUCUUGUUCAGGAACAAAGACGUCGGCUUUGGAGGAAGUUUAGUGGAGGUUGUCCACUAUUCCCUCUCUUUGCUCGCCCCUCACCUCAUUAUUGCCGCAGUGCCGUCUAGGAAAGACCCUUUUAUUGUGCCGCGUCCUUCUCUUGCUGCCACACUUCACCUUACCCUCCAGGCCCAGAUUGUCACACAUACUUUUAUAUUGGAAGCUGUCGGUGCGUGCGCUGUCUCAGCCAUGCUGUGUGAGGUGGCCGGCAGUGGUGUCAGCAGCAGGGUACGGAGUGACGGCGUUGAGGGAGAGGAGGUCAAAGGUGACAUGGAGUUUGAUGUGGUGCUCUGCCAGUCUGAGCUGACUGAGAGAACCCUGCAGCUCUGCCAUCUCCUGCCUCCGGGCUUUAUGCCAACCUGUCAGUCGUCCCAGAGUUUUGCUCUGGAUGCAGUUGACAGUCUGGUACGCUGUGGCAUCCUGAUCAUGGAAGAAAUUCCCAGGGACGUUCCUAUCUGUGAUUUCUGGAAGAGGGAAGGCGCUCUGACCUGGACCACCACCGAUGACCCCUAUCACAGUGACUCUGACUGUGAGGAGCAGGACCUGCGUUCCUACAAGAUAAGCCAACCAAGUCAGUGCCCCGAGAUGCUCUUCUUCCUCUGCAGUAUGCUAGCUGGACAUCUGAGGGCGCUGUGCUGGACCACCUCAGUACUGGAUCUCCUACACACACCUCUGCCAGAAGCAGAGUUUAUGGCUCAGAUACACUUCCAUCUUUGUGACGCAGCAAAUAAGAAGAAACAGCACUAUGAAAGCUGCUCAGAGGAGGCUGCACACACUGCAGUUAGAACACUAAUAGACCUGGGGGUCCUGUUGGAGGAGCAGCAGAAAGGAGGCGUCCUCCUCGGUGUCAGUCCUUUGUUCCAGUUGUCAGAAAACAGGAAGAAACUGCACCGCUUCAUCUCACAGUACCUCUAUAAUUAAAGUGUUAAACUGAGCGUCGUGAUUCAAGGCCUCAACGCUGCUUUUGUUAUGUUACAGUCUGACCUCGUCCUCUGUUAGUGUCAGAGAAGCUCGCGUUCAGGUGCAUGCUGAGCCAGGACGCUGGCGCCUUUAGGUUAAUUGCAUUUUGAUUUUUCAGUGAUGAGACAUUGAUUUUAAGUUUGUCUUUAGUAAUAGCAUUAGCAUAAACCCGCAGGAGACGAGGAUUAUGAGGUCCCCGUAAUCAGCUGUCAGGACUCACUGUAAGAUGAUGCUGUUCGGUGCAGCUCGUGUUUAUGUUGUAAUGAAGGCUGCUGAAGUUUUGCUCGUAACCAGCAACAUAUUUUAGUUCUGCUUUUUUUUGUAGUUUUUCACAAGUUGAUUAGUUAAAAGUUGUCUGCUUGUUUCAUCCUUAUAUUGAUGCAUACUUUGAGGAGCUUCAUGAAUAAAGACUUACAGUUUCUUCUUA